Messenger RNA from Arachis ipaensis, 550 nucleotides. The record is from RefSeq and is a predicted model, not a curated record. Lineage: Eukaryota; Viridiplantae; Streptophyta; Magnoliopsida; Fabales; Fabaceae.
UGAAAGAAUAUAACAGCCGAUAUUGGUGAUUUUAGGAAUAUUAUGGGGUGUGAGUGGUGCACUGGUGAAGGCUAAGUUCAAGAAUGGUGGAAGUGGUGCCGAGUUAUGGUUCGCUUGCAUGGUUGGACCUGUAGGCAUGUGGAUUCGAUGGUUCUUAGCUCGGCUCAACGGUCGUGGAUUAGGAAGGGCAGGGUUGUUUAAAUGGAUGCCAUUUGGAACUCUUAUUGCCAAUGUAUCAGCUGCUUGUGUAAUGGCUGCACUUUCCACCGUAAAGGAAGCAGUCAAUACCAAAGAUUGUGACACUAUUGUAAUCGGAACACAGUUAGGUCUCUUGGGGUGUUUGAGUACUGUCUCAACUUUUGCAGCUGAGUUCAAUGCAAUGAAAGAAAAUAGGAUGCAAAGAACUCCUGCGGGUAGUACAAGUGGUGGACCGACAAACCACGGCAUCUCCCGGAUCCGAUGGUCUCUCGUCAACCCAUCGCUCCCAGAAAAUAUCCGCGAAGAACUCCUUGCAGCUUUUGACGUUUCCAGAAGUACGGACAGACUCUAA